AAACAUUUCAAUAGAAGAAGAAUACAUAAUUCAUAAAUCCUAACCUUGUUGAUUUAUUUUUGCAUAUUCGAUUCUUUUUUAAAUCAUGCGAAUAACAAAUUAUCUUUUUACCAGAGUCGGAAAAUGGUCGAAACAAUAUUCCAAUUUGCCAGACAGGUAUAUUAAAAGGGCGAUGGAGCAAGUUUAUUGGAGAAAUCCAGAAGGAAUACAGUACAAACCAAACACAGUAGUUCAGCGUAAAAAAUUUCUAUUUUCAGUCCACAGGCCUUGGACUGCACAAUUCAGGCAAGACAACGCCCCUGGAAAGCUACAUGCGAAGAUUUUUGUGGAGCCUAUAAAAGAGUGGAGCCACUUUCGUGGUGACAGAGUUCAAAUAUUAGUAGGCAAGGACAAGGGAAAACAGGGUGUCAUCAAAGAAAUUAUUCAAGAACGGAAUUGGGUCAUUGUUGAGGGACUGAAUUGUGAACUCAAACAACUGGGCCAAAAAGAAGAUUUUGCAGGUGUUUGGAUAAAAUCUGAGAAACCUUUACUGGUAACAACGGAAAUUUCGUUAGUUGAUCCCUCUGAUCUUGCCCCAACUCCCAUUGAAUGGAGAUACACUGAAGACGGGCAAAGAGUAAGAGUUUCCACCAGGACAGGAAGAAUAAUACCUUUUCCUGCUUCUAUGGAGGAAACAAUAGAUUAUAAGACUAAAGGUACCUACAAGGAACAACCGAAAGAUACCACUGCUGAUGCCAUUAGUGAAAUUACCUUUGAACCUGCCUUGAAGACAUUUGAAAUGGAUAUCAUGGAAAAAAUGGGUAUCAGAGAAGAAAGAAUCCCACCUAAAUCUUAUUGGUACUGAAGGGUGUUUGUUGAUUGAUGUUUUAUGUCGACUGACAUAUACGAAAUCUUGAUGUUCUUUUCUCUGAAAAAGGGUUAGAAGGUCUCAUUUUGAGAGUGUCAAAAUGAAAAUAUAGAUUUACAUUAUUGUUUGUAACUUUUUAGUAUGAUAUACACCUUUCUUACUGUUU
Molecule: messenger RNA, 1013 nt
Organism: Leptinotarsa decemlineata (Colorado potato beetle)
Lineage: Eukaryota; Metazoa; Arthropoda; Insecta; Coleoptera; Chrysomelidae
Gene: mRpL24
Product: mitochondrial ribosomal protein L24
Biological process (GO): translation
Cellular component (GO): ribosome
Molecular function (GO): structural constituent of ribosome; RNA binding
Source: RefSeq, a predicted model, not a curated record